Lindgomyces ingoldianus is the source of this 956-nucleotide messenger RNA. Its product is annotated as glutathione S-transferase. NCBI's taxonomy places the organism in Eukaryota, Fungi, Ascomycota, Dothideomycetes, Pleosporales, Lindgomycetaceae. Bases 121 to 861 code for a protein of 246 amino acids. The transcript has a single exon. The record is from RefSeq and is a predicted model, not a curated record.
CGGGACUCGGAGGGCUAUGCCGCCGGCAACGGGGAGAUCCAACCCCGAUGACGGAUACAAAACAAGCGGACCUCGCAAUUUGACCACCACACCCGGAAACUCUCUUGUUGCAUUCCUUCCAUGAUGCCAGGCCUAACAGUUCACCAUCUACAAGUUGGCCAAGGCGAGCGCAUUCCCUGGCUCCUUGAAGAACUCGGCGUGCCGUACGAGCUUAAACUUUACCAGCGCAGUCCUCUCUUCUCACCACCAGAACUCAAAACCCAGCAUCCGAUGGGCGCAUCGCCCGUUAUUGAAGACGCGACAUUCAACCCUGAAAAUCCUCUCGUCCUCGCUGAAUCAGGAGCAAUUGCAGAAUACAUCAUCCACAAGCAUGGCAACGGUCGCCUUGCGCUUACCCCAUCCCAUCCAGAUUACGCGAACUAUCUGUAUUGGUUCCAUUUCGCAAACGGCAACCUCCAGCCCACCAUUGGUCGCCGAAUGACGGCGCGAUUUAUGGCGCAGAGUCUAGAGGAUCCACGAUUCAUCAGUACGGAUCAGCGUUUGCAUACCGCACUCAAGCUCUUGGACGAUCAGACGGCAAAGAACACUUGGCUGGCCGGAGACCAGUUCACAGCUGCUGAUGUUAUGAGUGUCUUCUGUUUGACGACGAUGCGCAAGUUUGAGCCAAUCGAUUUGUCAGACUAUCCUGGAAUUUUGGAGUGGUUGAAGAGAUGCACUGCGAGGCCGGCAUAUCGAGCUGCGAUGAAGAAGGGGGAUCCGGAUUUGAAUGUUGAGGAAUUGAUUAGCGCUAAACCGCCUGCUUUGUUUGAGGGAUUCGUAAAGGCGGCGGAACAAGCGAAAAUAGCGGAGCAGGUGAAGUGAGUCGUUUGGUUCGUACGGUUGCCAAUUGGCGAGUUAAUCAGAUAGAAAAGAAUAUGAAAAGAUGUAACGGUGGUACGUAUUGCUGGGGGAGACCC